AUGCCAGAGGAUAAUUUUGAGGAUGCAGUAACUACAGUUCAAGUGGCCCGACUCGCCGUCAAGGCACCACCAUUUUGGAAGCCCGACCCUCGCCUCUGGUUUGCACAGGUGGAGGCGCAAUUCGUGCGCUCUGGGAUCUCCACUGACGAAACCAAAUUUUAUGCAAUCGUUGCGGAAGUCGAUUCAGCAAUUCUCGCACAUGCCACUGACAUAAUUUCGGCGCAGCCGGCUACGAACAAAUACAAUACAUUAAAGGAGAGGUUGAUUGACGAGUUCGGGGAGUCGACAGAAAGGCGUCUCAAACGAUUAUUCGAGACGUGUGAGCUAAAUGACAGGAAGCCUACAACUCUACUACGUGAAAUGAAAGAGUUGGCCAACCACCGCCUCGAUAAACAGAUUCUUAAAUCUUUGUGGAUGCGUCGCUUACCGGUACACGUACAACAAAUUUUAGCCACGCUAAACGACGACGUCGAAAUUUUGGCCCAAAAAGCUGACGACAUUUUGGAUAUUUCACCGGGGGACAAAUUAAGCACAAUCGAUACAGAGGACACGCGGGCAACUUUAGCAGACCUCGUGAGCAGUUUGAUCGCAUUGAAAGUUAGAAUCAAUGUAAUGUUGAUCGUAUCGGUUAUGGUGGGCAUCAAAAGGCUCCACCCUCGCGAUCAACUCCAAUCUAAUAUUUGUUGGUACCAUCAAGCAUUUGGUGAACAAGCGAAUAAAUGUCGACCGCCCUGUGCAUAUGUGAGACCGCGUUCGGAAAACUAG
Molecule: messenger RNA, 765 nt
Organism: Rhagoletis zephyria (snowberry fruit fly)
Lineage: Eukaryota; Metazoa; Arthropoda; Insecta; Diptera; Tephritidae
Source: RefSeq, a predicted model, not a curated record